This is a messenger RNA of Plectropomus leopardus (leopard coralgrouper), 3087 nucleotides long. Lineage: Eukaryota; Metazoa; Chordata; Actinopteri; Perciformes; Serranidae. The record is from RefSeq and is a predicted model, not a curated record.
AUGAAGGUGUUUGUGGAGCUGAACGAGCUGGUGAUCGACAGGAACCAGGAGCUGCAGUGGAGGGAGACGGCUCGAUGGAUCAAGUUUGAGGAGGAGGUGGAGGAGGAGACGGAGCGCUGGGGGAGGCCUCACGUCGCCUCCCUGUCCUUCCGCUCCCUGCUGGAGCUCCGAAAAACCAUCUCGCACGGGGCGGUGCUCCUGGACCUGAAGCAGAGGACUCUGCCGGGGAUCGCUCAGCAGGUGGUGGAGCAGAUGGUGAUCUCAGACCAGAUCAAAGCUGAAGACCGAGCCAACGUCCUCCGAGCUUUGCUGCUCCGCCACAAACAUCCAUCCAUAGAUCACAGCUUGUUCAGCAAGAACAUCUCUGCAGCCAACAUGGCCGCCCUGAUGGAAAAACACGACGGCCAAUCAGAGCCCUCCAUCAAUCUGACCAAUCACAGAGAGGCUGACGGAGAGAAGAGCAAGAAAGAAGCCCCGCCCAUCCCCAUCAGCCACUCCAGGUCCAGACAUGAAGUGAAGCUGAUGGAGAAGAUCCCCGAGAGAGCCGAGGCCACCGUCGUUCUCGUGGGCAGCGUGGGCUUCCUGGAGCAGCCCUCCAUGGCGUUUGUGCGGCUGCAGGAGGCGGUCCUGCUGGAGUCCGUCUUGGAGGUUCCUGUCCCCGUUAGGUUCCUCUUCCUCCUGCUGGGCCCGCCCACCGCCAGCAUCGACUACCACCAGAUUGGACGCUCCAUCUCCACGCUCAUGUCCGACAAGCACUUCCACGAGGCGGCAUACCAGGCCGACGACCGCCAGGACCUGCUGACGGCCAUCAACCGCUUUUUGGACUGCAGUAUCGUCCUCCCGCCCUCCGACGUCGACGACGACGAGCUGCUGCACUCGGUCGCUCGCUUCCAACGAGAAAUGCUGCGAAAGCGGGAGGAGCAGCAGAGCGGCAGACUGCCGGAGAAACAGAGCGGCACUCAGCAGGAUGAAGACUCCCUCGUUCCCUCCAAACCCGGUGACGAGCCCCUGAGGCGCACCGGCCGUCUUUUCGGAGGUCUGAUCAAAGACGUGAGUCGACGCUACCCUCAGUACCUCAGUGACAUCCGAGACGCUCUUAACCCUCAGUGCAUGGCCGCCGUCAUCUUCAUCUACUUCGCCGCGCUGUCGCCCGCCAUCACCUUCGGAGGGCUGCUAGGUGAGAAGACGGAGGGUCUGAUUGGCGUGUCGGAGCUGAUCGUGGCGACGGCGCUGCAGGGCGUGGUGUUCAGCGUGCUGGGCGCUCAGCCUCUGCUGGUGAUCGGCUUCUCUGGACCGCUGCUGGUGUUCGAGGAGGCGUUCUACACUUUCUGUAAGGAGAACGGCGUGGAGUACCUGACGGGGCGGGUGUGGAUCGGUUUCUGGCUCGUGCUCAUCGUCGUCCUCACCGUGGCCUUCGAGGGAAGCAUCCUGGUUCGCUUCGUCUCCCGUUUCACUCAGGAGAUCUUCUCCUUCCUCAUCUCCCUCAUCUUCAUCUACGAGACCUUCGCCAAGCUCAUCAAGAUCUUUCAGGAGCAUCCUCUCCGAAACUGUUACCAUGGAAACAACACAGCGUCUCCAUCCCCGUGCAACUUCACCGCAGCCGCCGGGAACUCUGGGAAGGUUGUGGGAGAGCCGAACACGGCGCUGCUGUCGUUCGUUCUCAUGAUGGGAACUUAUUUCAUCGCUUUCUACCUGCGAAAGUUCAAGAACAGCUCGUUCUUCCCCGGCAGGCUCCGCAGGAUCAUCGGCGACUUUGGCGUCCCCAUCGCGAUCCUGAUCAUGGUGCUGGUGGACUACAGCGUGGAGGACACGUACACUCAGAAACUGAGCGUGCCCAGUGGGUUCUCGGUGUCCAGCCCGGAGAAGCGCGAUUGGCUGAUUUCUCCUCUGGGGUCAGACGGCGAGUUUCCUCUCUGGAUGAUGGCGGCCAGCAUUCUUCCCGCCAUCCUGGUCUUCAUCCUCAUCUUCAUGGAGUCUCAGAUCACGGCGCUGAUCGUCAGUAAGAAGGAGCGGAUGCUGGUGAAGGGAACUGGUUUUCACGUGGACCUCCUCAUCAUCGUGGUGGUGGGUGGAGUCUCUGCGCUGUUUGGGUUACCGUGGUUAUCGGCCGCCACCGUUCGCUCCGUCACCCACACCAACGCGCUCACCGUCAUGAGCAAAGCCGUCGCCCCGGGAGACAAGCCCCGCAUCCAGGAGGUCAAGGAGCAGAGGGUGACGGGCUUCCUGGUGGCAGUUUUAGUGGGUCUGUCCAUCGUCAUCGGGGACGUCCUGCGUCAGAUCCCUCUGGCGGUGCUGUUUGGGAUCUUCCUCUAUAUGGGCGUCAUGUCUCUGAACGGGAUCCAGCUCACCGAGCGACUCGUCCUGCUGCUGAUGCCUCCGAAGUACCACCCAGACCAAAACUACGUCCGCAAGGUGAGGACAUUAAGGAUGCACCUGUUCACGGUCGUCCAGCUGACCUGCCUGUCUCUCCUGUGGGUCGUCAUGGCGACGGCGGCGGCGCUGGCGUUCCCCUUCAUGCUGCUGCUGACCAUCCCGGUGAGGAUGCUUCUGCUGCCCCGCCUCUUCAGCCGCCGCGAGCUGCAGAGUCUGGACGCUGAUGAUGCGGAGCCUCACCUGGAGGAGAAGGAGGGGCAGGACGAGUACUCACAGCUGCAGAUGCCCGUGUGACCCCGCAGCAGCGUCCUGAUUGGUGGAUCCUCCUCCUUCAUUAGCAUAUAUGUGACAUGUGUCCUGUAGCAGCGCCGGGCGGCGGGCUGCACACGCUUCCUCUGAUGUCAUAGUCGCUGAACGCCGUCCGAAAGCUCGUCUGUCGUCACGUUUCUCAGAUCACUAACUCAUCAUCUCUCUGCUCUCAUUAAACACACUUCAUCUGUAGAAACCACAAUUUUUGUUCAUUUACGUCUUCAUUACACAGGUUACUCUCCAUACAGCACUGAUGCUCAACCCACGGCCCGCGGGACAAAUCUGGCCCCUGACAGGGCCCCCAGUGGCCCCCAAACAUUUUCUAAUGUUCAAUAAAAAUAAAGUGAUUGACCCUGUGAAUUUGUCCUUUUAGUGUUCAGAGGAGAAUAAAAACGCAUCAAAACA